AUGAAUGUAACGAUAUUCUUAGUUUAUGGGCCACGCCUGGGUUGGACCCAUCUGAUGAUAUAAAUGUUCCGAGACACGAUUGGGCCAAUGAUUUUUGGGAGUAAGCCCAAUUAUUGGAUCCACCGGAGAGGCCCAAACUUAUGGGCUGGGACCCAAUAUUAGAUUUCACUGGGAGAGUCAACGGAGAACAUGCUGAAGGACUGAAGCACAGGAUUCACGUGACGUCACACGCGCCCACAGUCAGUCUCAUUAGAAAUUUAAGUAUGGAAAUGGAAAACGUGUGAGGAAUCAAACCUUUGAACAGGGUUCCGCGAAAAUUCCACUUUACCUAGAGUCAUCAGACUGCAUCCAACUGAAUUUCCUUAAAAUUUAAAAUUAUAAAGAAAAAAAAAAGGCUAGAGAGAAUUAAAUAUUUUCAAUCAUCUUUAUUGAGAAAGAAAAAGGGAAAAAAAAAAAAGAAGUGGGUGCUUAAUUAGAUUUUUUUUUUUUUUUAACGUGACAAAGAGUCAUUAAUAUACAUAUUUUAAAACAAUAUUAAUCCCUAAACAACUAUAUCCAAGUAUUAAAUAGACUUUUCAAUUAAUAUUUUUUAUUAAAAUAUGAUAGAAAAAAUGGUAUGACAAUUAUAUACAGAGCAUUUUAUUUCUUUGAUGCAACUUAUGUGCGGAUGUUAUUCAAAGUUUCAAACUUAGAAAUAGCGGUGUGAACCCCAAAUAAAAAAUAAUAAUUAAAAAAAAAAAGAAAAAAAGAAUGAGGGUCAUGAAGAAGAAAAAGACAAGAGAACACGGGUAAAAAGAUUAAAAAGAUAUACCCAAUAAAAUAUUUAGAGCGGUAGUGGUAAGUGGUAAGUGGUAAGCCCCAAAGAGUAAGCAAAUAAGGAGUGGGGAGGGCGCUUACGUCAUCGUAGGAAUCCCGCGUCAAGCUCGGCGUCUAUGGAAAUAUAGGAUAGAGAGAAAGCCUCAAGAACCUUCCUCUUCUACUCAAUUUGCCCAUUUUUUCCAUUUAAAACCCCCUUUUCUGCUUCUUCCCUCUUCGAUCCUAUCUCCUUCUCUCUCCUGAAUCCAUAAUUCCCACGUCUUUAUCUCUUUCAGAUCGGAGAAUGGAACACGGCCGUUCCGACCCCGAGGAUUGGUCUGCAAACAAUGCGGCCACGGGCUAUGCAUUGAGCGGCAAGAUUAUGCUGAGCGCGAUUGUGAUUUUGUUCGCUGUCGUAGUUCUCAUGGUAUGUCUCCACAUCUACGCUCGGUGGUAUCUGUACAGGACGCGCCGCCGCCAUCAUGCUCGUGCCCGGCGCCGGCAUCAUUUGGUUUUCUACGUGGACCCCACCAACCCAGCCGCCUCCGUCUCUUCUCCGACGCGCGGUCUCGACGCUUCUAUUCUGAAUUCGCUUCCGGUGUUCGUGUACUCCUCCAAGACCCACACGGAUAUGUCUGAAUGUGCCGUGUGCCUAUCUGAGUUUGAGGAGAACGAGAAGGGUCGUCGUCUUCCCAAGUGUAAUCACUCUUUCCAUAUCGGCUGCAUCGACAUGUGGUUUCACUCUCACUCCACUUGCCCCCUCUGCCGAUCUGCCGUCAACGCCGAAACCUCAGAGUCGGCAAGCCGGAAUCCAACCGACGUCGUGAUUUCGAUGGCUGAAACAGAGGGCGGAUCGACUUCCGCUUUGUGCUCCACAUGCCAGCACGACGAAGAUCGCACGGGUCGGCUGCGUACUUCCUCGUCGGUGGGGUCAUCCUCAGUUGGGAGUCGAAGGAAGUCCAGUGAGCUUGCAGGCGUGUCAAUUGAAGUUCCCAGGAGGAACGAGAAUUUUGGACUAUCAGAGGACGAGUCACUGCUGGACUCGCCGGCGACUCGGGUGCAAAAAUCACCAGGAAGUCGUAUACUUUCACUGAAGAGAAUCCUUAGCAGGGACCGAAAAUCGAUGCUCUCUCCUACAUCAGUCCCUGGUGUCAGUUGCGGGUCUGUGACUGAGUUCGAGGCCGACAUCGAGCGAGGCACAGAAGACACUCAGCAGAUUCAGACUCAGACUCAGCCUCAGCCUCGGGCUUCGAGGUGAGUCAGAUCGCUGUCGUGAAUCUCACGCGACGGCUAAUCAAACGGGGUGCACAAAACAUUAUGCGAGUGUCGUGGAUGGGGGCGAUCAUGCGUCCACGUGGCAAAUAUCAACCCGUGGCGGUUUUUCCGCUACCUGUGAUGGCAGGCGAUGUUUGACCUGUAGAUACUGAAGAAUUCAUUUGUUGAUUUUUUUUCUUUUUCCCUUACUAGAAUUACCAAUUUGGCUUGUUCCUUUCGAUUAAUGGUGACGUGGCCAAAAUAGAUAAUUAGAAAAUGAAUGAUUAUCUUAUGAAAAUUUUAAUAUAAUUACUCGAUUUAAUUUAUUUUAUAUGAUUAGAAAUGAAAUUAUUGGAAA
Messenger RNA from Vitis vinifera (wine grape), 2407 nucleotides. RefSeq names its product RING-H2 finger protein ATL2. Lineage: Eukaryota; Viridiplantae; Streptophyta; Magnoliopsida; Vitales; Vitaceae. The coding region runs from base 1100 to 2053 and encodes 317 amino acids. The record is from RefSeq and is a predicted model, not a curated record. The transcript has a single exon.